This is a messenger RNA of Candida albicans SC5314, 2055 nucleotides long. It is a transcript of the gene LYS4, whose product is annotated as homoaconitate hydratase. Gene Ontology annotation, molecular function: 4 iron, 4 sulfur cluster binding; homoaconitate hydratase activity. The transcript has a single exon. The record is from RefSeq and is a predicted model, not a curated record. Gene Ontology annotation, biological process: L-lysine biosynthetic process. The coding region runs from base 1 to 2055 and encodes 684 amino acids. Lineage: Eukaryota; Fungi; Ascomycota; Pichiomycetes; Serinales; Debaryomycetaceae.
AUGAUGUUACGAUUUAGGUCAUUUUCUACUACGACUCACCUAUUGCGUGGACAAAAUUUAACUGAAAAAAUUGUUCAAAAAUAUGCUGUUGGAUUGCAACCACUGAGUAAAAAAGUGUACAGUGGUGAUUAUGUCACCAUCAAACCGGCUCAUUGUAUGUCCCACGAUAAUUCAUGGCCGGUAGCCACCAAAUUUAUGAAUUUAGGAGCAUCUAAAGUGAAAGACAACAGACAAAUUGUGUGUACAUUGGAUCAUGAUGUACAGAAUAAACUGGAACAAAACUUAACCAAAUAUACAAAUAUUGAAAAAUUUGCCAAAUCUCAGGGAAUCGACUUUUACCCAGCUGGUAGAGGUAUUGGGCACCAAAUCAUGAUUGAAGAAGGUUAUGCUUUCCCAUUGAACUUAACGGUUGCCUCAGAUUCUCAUUCUAACACUUAUGGUGGGAUUGGUGCAUUGGGUACACCAAUUGUACGUACUGACGCUGCAUCAAUUUGGGCCACAGGUCAAACAUGGUGGCAGAUCCCCCCAGUGGCUAAAGUCGAGUUGAUUGGCCAAUUGCCUAAAGGCGUCACAGGUAAAGACAUUAUUGUUGCCUUGUGUGGGAUAUUUAAUAACGAUGAAGUGUUGAAUCAUGCUAUUGAGUUUGUUGGUGAUGAUGCUAUAUCUAAAUUACCCAUUGAUUACAGAUUAACCAUAGCUAAUAUGACAACCGAAUGGGGUGCGUUAUCGGGAUUGUUCCCUGUUGACGAAACUUUGGUUGAAUUUUAUCAAAACAGAUUGAAGAAAUUGAAUAAACCAGAUCAUCCAAGAAUUAAUAACCAAACUAUCGAUCAAUUGAUUAACAACAAAUUGACCCUGGAUAAUGAUGCUGUAUAUGCUAAACAUUUACAAAUUGAUUUAUCUUCAUUAUCUCCAUACAUCUCGGGUCCUAAUUCUGUCAAAAUUUCUAAUUCAUUAUACGACUUGUCCCAACAAAACAUUGCCAUUAAUAAAGCUUACUUGGUUUCAUGCACCAAUUCUCGAUUAUCUGACAUUCAAGCUGCUGCUGAUAUAAUCAAAGGUCACAAGGUUAAUCCCAAUGUUGAAUUUUACGUGGCAGCUGCUUCAUCAUUAGUGCAAAAGGACGCAGAGCAAUCAGGGGCUUGGCAAACCAUUUUGGACGCUGGGGCUAAACCGUUACCAGCAGGAUGCGGUCCAUGUAUUGGAUUGGGUACUGGGUUAUUGAAAGAUGGAGAAGUUGGUAUUUCUGCCACCAACAGAAACUUCAAGGGAAGAAUGGGUUCAAAAGAUGCAUUGGCAUAUUUGGCGUCACCUGAAGUUGUUGCUGCAUCAGCAGUUUUGGGGAAAAUUGGUGGUCCUGAAGAAUUGAAUGGUGAACCAGUCAAACAGGCACCACGAAUUAUUAAAUCUAUAGAAACAGAGAGUAACUCGGCCAAUGAAGCAGAAUCAACCAGUGAAGAAGCUUCUGGAUCAAUUGAUAUAUUACCAGGAUUCCCACAAUCCAUUGAAGGAGAAUUAAUUUUGUGUAAUGCCGAUAAUAUCAACACUGACGGGAUUUAUCCAGGGAAAUAUACCUAUCAAGAUGAUAUUACCAAAGAACAAAUGGCUAAAGUGUGUAUGGAAAAUUAUGAUUCACAAUUUUACUCGAAAACCAAACCAGGUGACAUUAUAAUAUCUGGAUACAAUUUUGGUACUGGGUCAUCAAGAGAACAAGCAGCCACAUGUAUAUUGGCUCGAGGCAUGAAAUUGAUUGUUGCCGGGUCAUUUGGUAAUAUUUUCAGUAGAAACUCAAUCAAUAAUGCCUUGUUGACACUAGAAAUACCUGAUUUGAUCAAUAAAUUACGUCAACAAUAUGAAGGGAAUGAUGAAUUGACAAUCAGAACUGGGUGGUUCUUGAAAUGGGAUGUGACUAAGGCGCAAGUAACAGUGGUUGAUGGUGACGAUAAUUUGAUUUUGACACAAAAAGUUGGUGAAUUGGGGACUAAUUUACAAGAUAUUAUUGUUAAAGGAGGAUUAGAAGGUUGGGUUAAAAGUGAAUUGAAAACAAACCAAUAA